This is a messenger RNA of Morone saxatilis (striped sea-bass), 1662 nucleotides long. It is a transcript of the gene jam2b, whose product is annotated as junctional adhesion molecule 2b. NCBI's taxonomy places the organism in Eukaryota, Metazoa, Chordata, Actinopteri, Moronidae. The coding region runs from base 159 to 1037 and encodes 292 amino acids. Gene Ontology annotation, biological process: leukocyte tethering or rolling. The transcript has 10 exons. The record is from RefSeq and is a predicted model, not a curated record. Gene Ontology annotation, cellular component: cell surface; protein complex involved in cell adhesion; tight junction.
CAGUCGUCCAGGGUGAGCACGCGAGCGCAGGCGCGUGCUGCAGAUGAAACUUCAAUAAGCUGAAGAGAGUUUGAGAGUUUGAGAGUAAAAGCCUCCUCACCCAGACAGCCACAGACCUCAGGACGGAUAACUGCUCACCGUUACUAAACAUCACCUCCAUGAAGAUGUUGGCGCUGCUUCUUCUCAUCACUUUAUUGCACAGUCCUAUCUGUCUGUCAGUGACAGUAAGCAGCAGUAAACCCAAAGUGGAGGUCCACGAGCACACAGAUGCUGUGCUUGCCUGUGAGUUUAAAACAGAGAAAGAUCAGAGCCCUCGAAUAGAGUGGAAGACAACAGGAAAGGAGGCGGCAUUUGUGUAUUUUAAUAAAAAAUUUAGUGGGCGUUAUGUAGGACGGGCAAAGAUAGAGGGAGCGACGCUGACGAUACACUCUGUGACUCAGAAAGACUCGGGGCAGUACCGCUGUGAGGUGACUGCCAGCCAGGACCGCGUCAACUUCGGAGAGGUUACUGUAACCCUCAAUGUGCUUGUGCCUCCUCAUGUCCCGUCCUGCGAGGUGCCGAGCUCUGUGUUUGUGGGCUCAGACCUGGAGCUUCACUGUAAGGACAAACUCAGUGUGCCCCCUGCCACCUACCGCUGGUACAAAGACAGCAAGGCUCUGACGGCCACAGCAGACACCCCAUACAGCAUCGAUACAAACAAGGGCACGCUGAAGUUUAAGAGUGUGUCCAAAACAGACGCAGGGAUGUACCGCUGUGAGUCCUCCAACAGCAUUGGGGCGCCCAAAAGCUGCGUGGCCCAACAACUGAAAGUCACUGAAUAUCCAUUGAAUAUGACCAUUUUGAUAGCAGGAGCUGCAGGUUUUCUGAUGCUCCUCACCUUCUGCUGCAUCUGUGUGUGUGUCUGCCGACGCCGCGGCUGCUGCAGGAAGCACAAGAAAACCAAAAGUACUAAGUCCUUCAACCCUCCGCCGCCUCCUCCUCCUCCUCCCAUCCGCAAUCUCAAGAACUACAAACAAACUCAUUCCUUCAUGAUCUGAGUGGGAAACACUCUCUUACUUUGACUUCAAACCAACCAAAAUCUAAAGUGUACACUUAUUGUGCAACCCACUGGAAACUUACUCGACCGCCGCCUUGCUCUCGGACGGGCGCUCGCUGCUUUCUGAGACAGAUCUGGAGUUUAGGUUCUUCCUGGCAUUAUGUGUUGACAGUUUGGAAGAUGUUUCCGACUUACAGUCCUGUAAAUUCCGGGUUUAAAUCAGCUCUUUCAAACGCUAUAACAUUCAUUAUAUUCAUAUAUUCAAGACAUUUUUCUAAAUCCUAUUUUUCCAACUACUCUCAGGCUUAAGGGGCCGAGUUCGUCACUACAGUUUUAGUUUUUUUAUGCCACCUACAGGCAAGUUACUGUUAAACCAUUCACACUGAUUAUUUCCUGUUCAUUUAUAUUUAGAUGCAGAGAUGUUUUAUAUGAAGUUAUUCUUUCUUCUUUGUUGUUUUUAUAUUUUUUUAAAAACUUGUUUGUGUUUUGAUCUCAUAAUUAUUACUUGUUUGAUCUUUUGAAUUUUGAAUUGAGCAACAAAUGAACAGGUGUCUGCACACACUGAAUGGUGCCAUGGAAGCUUUUUAAAUGUUUGAUACUAUUUUGAUUGUCUAUCUCUUGAUCAA